CUCCAGGCCAAGAACCACUUCAACGCCAACUGCUCCUUCUGGAACUACUCGGAGCGCUCCAUGAUGGGCCAUUGGUCCACGCAGGGCUGCCGCCUGUUGGACACCAACGCCACGCACACGUCGUGCGCCUGCAGCCACCUCACCAACUUCGCCGUGCUGAUGGCCCACCGGGAGAGCUACCAGGGGAGGCUGAACGAGGUGCUGCUGUCGGUCAUCUCGUGGGUGGGCAUCGUGGUGGCCCUGGUGUGUUUGGGGGUGUGCAUCUCCGCCUUCUGCUGCCUGCGGGGGCUGCCGUCCGACCGCACCACCAUCCAUAAGAACCUCUGCAUCAGCCUCUUCCUCGCCGAGCUCGUCUUCCUCGUCGGCAUCGAUAAGACGCAGUACCAGGUCGCCUGCCCCAUCUUCGCGGGGCUGCUGCACUACUUCUUCCUGGCGUCCUUCUCGUGGCUGUGCCUGGAAGGGGUCCACCUCUACCUGCUGCUGCUCGAGGUGUUCGAGAGCGACCCGGCGCGCCGCAAGUAUUACUACGCGGGGGGUUACUGCUUCCCGGCCCUCGUGGUGGCCGUGGCUGCAGCCGUGGACCACCGGAGCUACGGCACAGACCAGGCGUGCUGGCUGCGCGUGGAUAAUUACUUCAUCUGGAGCUUCAUCGGCCCUGUGGCCUUCGUUAUCCUGGUGACGUUGGUGUUCCUGCUGGUGACGUUGCACAAAAUGGUGCGCAGCUCCGCCGCCCUCAAACCCGAUUCGAGCCGCCUGGACAGCAUCAAGUCCUGGGCUCUGGGCGCCAUCGCUCUGCUGCUGCUGCUGGGGCUGACGUGGGCCUUCGGCCUCCUCUUCGUCACCCGCGAGUCGGUGCUGACCGCCUCUCUGUUCACCGCCUGCAACGCCCUGCAGGGCACCUUCAUCUUCGUCUUCCACUGCGCCCUGCAGAAAAAG
Gallus gallus (chicken) is the source of this 936-nucleotide messenger RNA. RefSeq names its product adhesion G protein-coupled receptor L1-like. Lineage: Eukaryota; Metazoa; Chordata; Aves; Galliformes; Phasianidae. The annotation marks the transcript as partial. Gene Ontology annotation, molecular function: G protein-coupled receptor activity; latrotoxin receptor activity. Gene Ontology annotation, biological process: cell surface receptor signaling pathway; heterophilic cell-cell adhesion; adenylate cyclase-activating G protein-coupled receptor signaling pathway. The record is from RefSeq and is a predicted model, not a curated record. Gene Ontology annotation, cellular component: presynaptic membrane; postsynaptic density; axon. The transcript is spliced from 6 exons.